GCUUUGGUUCGAGGGCAAAUCUAGUAAGCUAGGACAGAGUCUAUUAAUAAACGUUUGGGGUGCCCGUAGUACCUGGCCGGCGCGCUUGGUGCCGUCCGACGCGUCCCGCACGCGUCCCGCUUGCGUCCACAAACUCAGCAGAUACGCGCGUCUCGACGGCCGGCGUCUCAGUGUCGUCGCGACGACCGACGUCGUACUCACAUAUUUUCACUGAGCGUGCUGCGGUGCUCCGUCCCCUAUAUUAUUUUAUUAUUAUUAUAUUUUUAAUUAUUACAACUUCCUGUGUAAAAUAUUCUUCAAUCAAUACGAUAUUGAUUAUUAUAUUGAUACGGUUAAAUCGAAUACGAAUAUACUCUAAUCGAAUAGUCUCGUGCGCGCGUGUUAAAAAUCAAUCAACAGUUAUUCGUUUGGUAUAUCGAUAGUAAUUGUCCAGAUCUAAGAAAAUUCGAGUCGAUAUUCGUUGAUCGUUAAAUCGUCCCUUUCGAGGACGUUAAAAACGUCGAGGGAAAGGAAAGGGACGGAAAGGGAAAGGGACGGAAGACGCGUUAUUCCGGCCGCGAGUGUUUGACGCUCGCGUGUGCAGAUGAGGCCACGAUCGAUCUGCGAAAGGGUGGCGGAGGAGUAUCGCGACGAGGAGUAUCGUCACGGGUACUACGAGAAUCGGUGCUUCUGACAACCGGACGACCGGAGGGACAGACAGACGGUAGUGUGCCACAACAGUCGCGGUGCUUGCGAAUACUCGAUGGAUGAGUUCCAUCCAUUCAUUGAGGCCCUCCUACCAUUCGUGAAGUCUUUCUCGUACACGUGGUUUAAUCUACAAGCCGCCAAGAGGCGUUACUAUAAGAAACACGAGAAACGGAUGAGUCUCGAAGAGGAACGUCAGUGUAAGGAGGAGCUCCAAAACGAAAAGCUGGAGGUUAAACAGAAAUGGGCCUCACGGCUUUUGGGAAAGUUACGAAAGGAUAUAACGCAAGAGUACAGGGAAGACUUCGUGUUGAGCAUAACGGGGAAGAGGCCAGCCAUGUGUGUCCUCAGCAAUCCUGAUCAAAAAGGCAAAAUGAGGAGGAUAGAUUGUUUGAGGCAAGCCGAUAAGGUAUGGCGAUUGGACCUGGUUAUGGUGAUUCUCUUCAAAGCAAUUCCGUUGGAGUCGACGGACGGGGAACGGCUUGAGAAGACCGCGGAAUGCGCUCAACCGGGCCUCUGCGUCAACCCCUAUCACAUCAACGUCUCCGUCCGGGAACUCGAUCUCUACCUCGCCAAUUUUAUCACCAGUCACGCGUCCAUACUGCAUGACCUCAGCGACAUGCAGCCUCAAAUAAACGCGAUCAAAAUAGAGCACCCGCCGUACUACUGCAGCAGCUACACCCCUCCAUCCGCAGCCACGGCCGCGGAUCAUGCUCAACCUGCGGCUACCUUCAGUCCACCACCGGUACACCAGCUGAUUAGAAACGACAAGACUGAAAAAGCCCCAACUGUCUCGGUUUCGAGUGCGGCAACAUUUUCCCCAGUUCUCAGACCAGAGGAUGGUCAUCGUGGAAUGGAUUCACCUCAUUCGCAGACGGGAUUGCACUCACCCCACGAAGGAAUGGCCGGUGGUUCCGGUCAAAGUAUGUCCGGUCUCGCUUACUAUCAACCUGAACAUCCUGCAUCUACGGGAGUGGUCAAGUAUCCGGAGAACGGUCACGAUACGCUUUCCGAUUUCGUGACGUUUGUCUGUCAAGAAGCUGAAAAUACCCAACAACUACCCCAGGCGCAGCUAGCGGGACCGCGUACUGGCAUACAAAAGUUCUCACAGUAUUAUCCGAGUUCGAUGUUACCUCCACCACCACCUGCACCCAUGGCGAGACCGGUAGCGAUCAUCAGGUCAACGGGGGAGUUGACUGGCACGAGCGCCAAUUCGCCCCCCACUUCGUCAACAUCUCCAACGGAUCAGGCCGAACUUGGGCCCAAUCAACAGGAACAGAUGGCAGCAGCUGCGGCCGUUGGAUUGGUCAGUUCGGCUUGUCAGAAUUCCGUCGAUCCGGCUGGUAGAAAAAGUCCUGCGAGAAUUCUCGUCACAGCACCGCACACCAGCAGGGAAUACACCUUUGCUCAUUUUCAUUCUCAACCUGGACAACAAAUCUUUACCUAUCCAACUAUCAGUUCGAUGUCAGGGGUAAUAUCUCCGACGAAUCUCUCGCUGUUCUCGUCUCCCGUUUCGGUGACGAGACCAGUAGCCACCCAAAGGUCGGUCUCGAACGUACCACCACGUUGGAAUACAACACCGUUUAUCAACCUCGAGGAUGAUUAUAAUAUGAUAGCACCUAUCAUCGCGGGAACGACCAGUGAACCACCGCCACAGAUGGACGAAGAUCGUUAUUUCCAUCCGGUUCAUACGAGCAGCGUGGUGGACAAAACUGGUACGGGUAAUUUAAUGGGAACCGAUUUAGGCGUGGCUACCGAUCCCACGUCCCAUCAUCAUCAACAACAACAGCAACAACAACAACAACAACAACAACAGCAGCAACAGCAACAACAACAACAACAGCAACAGCAGCAGCAGCAACAACAGCAGCAAGUGAUGCAAGAUAAAACCGGUAGGCCCAAGUCUCCCCCGUGACACUGGGGUCUUCGACCGGAAAGUCUUGCGACUUCAGCAGCGCCAUGUUGUUCCACGGGGUCGUUUCUCACUCCCAUCCACGAUAACAGUAACCAAUUAUAUCACCCCGAUAUUAUUGAGGGUGAACAUCCGGAUUCCUCCUGUCGCGUCCAACGACGCGAUCUGAGUUUUCGGAGAAUCGAGUGCCUGAGAGUCUGAACGUACUAUAUAUAUAUAUAUUAUUUGAAAUAAGCGUAAAGACCUUUGAGAUAGAUACUUACUUUUUCUCAUAAAAAAAAAGGUUCGUUCGACAUUUUGAUUCCUCGAACGAACCCCGCUAGUAACUUAACUAACCUCCUUCUCUCUUCUCCUCCUCUUUUACGUCUACAACACUUUAUACGUAAAAAGAAAACAAAGUGAGAAAGGACAAAACUAAAACGCACGCGUCGCGUAUCUUUCUCCUCAACUUUUGUAUUCUAAAUUCUUGGGUUUUCUUUUUUCAUUCGUGCCGUUCUUAAAUUAUGAAAGUGAUCUAAAUUGGAAAACAUUUGAUAAUAAGUUGAUUUUAUGAUUUUCAUUUAUAUUAACAUUACUUUUAUCAUAUUAAUUGUAAAUAAUUUUAAUAUUUUACACCGCGUGUUUUUUAUCAUUAUUGAUAAAUCAACUUUUUUUUGUUUCACUCGAACACGCCACUUAGAUAAAUUUUAUUGGGCACAUAUAUAAUUUCUCUUUCGCUUAACUUUUCGAUUCCCGAUCGACCGUAAUACCUCAAUACUGAGAAAAAGGAUACUAAAAGUGAUAUACUUAUCAACGUGCCAAUUAAAACGAGGGAGAGGGAAAGAAAAGGAAGGUUUAAAGGGGGUCGAUCGGUGAUAAACUUCAAUUCUAUUCGUUCGUUCGUUCGUUUGUUUCUUGUAUUUUUGAUUUUCUUUAAUCAUUCUUACAAAUUAUGUCAACGGUCUGCCAACACAACAAUGAUGACGAUUAUAACGAUAGAUUUAU
This is a messenger RNA of Polistes canadensis, 3580 nucleotides long. It is a transcript of the gene NfI, whose product is annotated as nuclear factor 1 B-type. The coding region runs from base 743 to 2599 and encodes 618 amino acids. The record is from RefSeq and is a predicted model, not a curated record. Gene Ontology annotation, molecular function: RNA polymerase II cis-regulatory region sequence-specific DNA binding; DNA-binding transcription factor activity, RNA polymerase II-specific. Gene Ontology annotation, biological process: regulation of transcription by RNA polymerase II. The transcript is spliced from 11 exons. NCBI's taxonomy places the organism in Eukaryota, Metazoa, Arthropoda, Insecta, Hymenoptera, Vespidae. Gene Ontology annotation, cellular component: nucleus.